AUGAAGGGUUUCAGACAGAGAGUGCACGACCAGUUGUCGCGGGCGAAAGACAACAAGUCUUCGAAAAAGAAAGACUCAAAUCCCACUUCCCAGUCGUCUCUCGGCAUCUCCAAUACACAGCAGUCUGCCUCCCCCAACCAAGGCACACCCACAUCAUCCACAACCUCACUGAAUGAUUUGCGAAACAAAUCUCCGGAUAAUGCCUCACCGGCCGGAACUCCUUCUGCGGGCGCACCCCACCCCGGUACCCCGGUCCAGCAUUAUAUCCCCCAAGCCGGUGCCGCAGGCCAGCCCGUGAGCAAUGGACCAGGAACACCGACUAGACAAGGCCAGCCCGUGGCUCCCAGUGUGAUCAUCAGUCCAAGCUCCACUCACCCCCCUCCCCCUGGUGCCGCUGAAACGAUGCCCGGCGAUCUUGCACCCCCAAGGAAGUCUCAUGUCUUCGAUCGCCUGCAGACCACCCCCAAGGAUUUGUCGGAAGGCAUUCGGACUCCCAAGCGCCAGCACUCGUCACGAUUUGACAUCUCCGAUCAGCGCCAGAGAGAAUUGGAGAAGUUGCCGGGCUUCCACGAAGUGCCACCCAACCGGCGUCAAGAUUUGUUCAUGCAAAAGAUCGAUCAGUGCAAUAUCAUCUUCGAUUUCAACGACCCCACAGCCGAUAUGAAGUCCAAGGAGAUCAAGCGAUUGGCGCUGCACGAACUCUUAGACUAUGUCGCCAACAAUCGGUCCGUGAUCACAGAGCCAAUGUACCCUCGUGUGGUAGAGAUGUUCGCCAAAAAUCUUUUCCGUCCCAUUCCCCCGCCUAUGACCCCCCAGGGCGAAGCAUUCGACCCGGAGGAAGAUGAGCCUGUUUUGGAAGUUGCUUGGCCUCACAUCCAGGUUGUAUAUGAGUUCUUCUUGCGUUUCAUCGAGAGCCAGGAUUUCAACACGAACAUUGCAAAGGGUUAUAUUGAUCAUCAGUUUGUGCUUUCGUUGUUGGAUCUGUUUGACUCCGAAGAUCCCCGGGAACGUGAUUUCCUCAAGACAACUCUCCAUCGCAUCUAUGGAAAAUUCUUGAACUUGCGAUCAUAUAUCCGCCGAUCUAUUAACAACGUUUUCUUCCAAUUCAUGUAUGAGACAGAACGCCACAACGGAAUUGCUGAAUUACUCGAAAUUCUGGGUUCUAUCAUCAACGGUUUCGCUUUGCCUCUCAAGGAAGAGCACAAGCUGUUCUUGACUCGGGUCCUCCUCCCUAUGCACAAGGUGAAGAGUCUCAGCAUGUACCACCCGCAAUUGGCAUACUGUAUCGUGCAAUUCUUGGAGAAGGACUCCACAUUGACCGAAGACGUUGUCCUCGGAUUGCUGCGCUUCUGGCCUAAGACUAAUAGCACCAAAGAAGUCAUGUAUCUCAACGAGGUCGAAGAUAUCUUCGAAGUGAUGGACCCUGGCGAGUUCGCUAAGGUCCAGGAGCCUUUGUUCAAUCAGUUGGCCAAGUCUGUCGCCAGUCCUCAUUUCCAGGUCGCUGAGCGUGCGUUGUACUUCUGGAACAACGAAUAUUUCUGCAACCUUGUAAGCGACAAUGUGGAGACUAUUCUUCCCAUUAUGUUUGCGCCACUAUAUGAGAACUCAAAGGGACACUGGAAUCGAACAAUUCACAGCAUGGUAUACAACGCCAUGAAGAUGUUCAUGGAAAUUAACCCCCAACUGUUCGAUGAAUGCUCCCACGAAUUCAAUGAGCACCAGAACACUGCAGAACGGCGUGAAAAGGCUCGCACAGACCGCUGGGAUACGAUCGAGCAACAAGCCAGAGAUCGAAAGAACGGCAUUCCCCCACCCCCUCCCCCCGCUCUUGAUGUGCCUGAACCGAUCGACGAGGUAGAGGCCAUGACCCACGAGAGCCAAAAGCGAUUGAACACGCUGAAAUUGCAAGAGGAGCCCGAUGCCUCCAAGGAACGACCCAGCAGGGAAGGCACUCCUAAUUCGCCAGCGUGA
Molecule: messenger RNA, 1971 nt
Organism: Penicillium soppii
Lineage: Eukaryota; Fungi; Ascomycota; Eurotiomycetes; Eurotiales; Aspergillaceae
Product: protein phosphatase 2A regulatory subunit RTS1
Exons: 8
Coding region: 1-1971 (656 amino acids)
Biological process (GO): signal transduction
Cellular component (GO): protein phosphatase type 2A complex
Molecular function (GO): protein phosphatase regulator activity
Source: RefSeq, a predicted model, not a curated record